Molecule: messenger RNA, 825 nt
Organism: Alternaria arbusti
Lineage: Eukaryota; Fungi; Ascomycota; Dothideomycetes; Pleosporales; Pleosporaceae
Exons: 2
Coding region: 1-825 (274 amino acids)
Source: RefSeq, a predicted model, not a curated record
AUGGAACGUUAUCAGCAGUACGCAACGCAAGUCAAGGAUGAGAAGGAGGAUGACGAGCUCGAAGACUGGAUACCACUAAAGCAGGAGCAAGACCUCGAGGAGCGCAAUCCCACUGUUAUUCCCAAAGCCGGACCAUCUGGCGAGACGACUCUUAGGUCCUAUAGACGAGAGAAUGCCCGCAAUCGACUUCGAGAGAUUCCAUAUUCCGCGCGCAAACGAAGACACAGAGCGAGAGACCCCCAGCAACCACCAAAGCGAGUGCGCCUAGCAGAGAAAAAACGAAAAGUCGAGGCGAUGAGCUAUCAGCCGGGCAAAAAAGAUAUCCGGGAUUCUCAGAUCCAGCAAGAGCUCUCUGACACCCGCAAGAUGAUAGCAGAACUUAGAGCACGCUCACAAGCGGGUGCACUGAAUACACAACCUUCGCCUCCUCGUCAAGAACCCGAACCGACCCUUGUCACGAAGCGAGAAAGUACUAAAAUAGCAAUAAGAGCGGAUAUAACCCGGCUGGAGCAAGAACUAAAGGAAGCAUGUCGGCAGGGCGAGAACGCUAUACGUGAUGCUCGCGCCGGUGAUAACAACGACGCCGAUGUUGAAGCUCUGGAGAAACUGCUUUCAAGGGAGCAAGGAAAGGACAGGGUGAUGGUUAGGAGGAUGCAGAAGGCUCUUAGGAGGGCGGAGGACAACAGUGGAGAAGUGCAUAGUGGCUCACACCAGGUCAUCGAGCAGGAGGUUGGUAUGACAGGCUGGCCAGGAAGUCGUGAUCUACCGAUUAGACAACUCAUCAAGGUUGAGGAUGAAGACAUGGAGUUUGAGAACGAGGAAUAG